CUCCACACGUGUGUAGGUCAACAACACACUGUAAUCCUCGCUUUUUCAGAUUAUAAUGGAAUUAAGUCAGCAAGUACCGCGCAAAAGUUUUAUAUGUUCAUUCCCUGACUGUCAUGCAUCGUACAACAAAGCAUGGAAACUAGAUGCUCAUAUUUGCAAGCACACGGGGCUGGUGAGUACAGUUUACUGGUAAGCUAAUCGCUAGCUAGCAACAUUUUGAGACACGCCAUGGACACCUGCAAGUUAAUUUUGUAGUCCCUGUAUUUGGUCUGUGGCUAGGCGAUUCAGCUGCCAAAAUAUAUUUUGAUGUAGUGCCAGGAAGUUAAAGCCUGAGUUCGUGCUUCAGCACAACUGCAGCCCCGCUACUUGGUUUGGUAAAGCUGCUGGGGGAAUUAAACCAGUCUCAAAUUAUUAGACUGUGCUGUGGAUGCAAGGACUGAUAGUCUCUGAGAUGACAUUGUUGUGUAUACAGACUCCAAUGACGAUAUAAAACAAACACCAGAGUAAUACGUUUUUUUUUCUAGCUCAGAUGAGACGGUUGUACUAGGCUUGGUUUAGGCUAAAUCGAGCUAUGUUACAUUGUUCUUCAAGAAUCAAUGGAUAUUGAUUGUAAUGACGAUUGAACAUCCCACGUUGUGCAUUUAAUGCCACCACCACACCAACGAUUUUUUUCCUCUACCAAUUAUGCGUCAAUUAAUUAUGUGUUAUGUUUGCAGAAACCAUUUGUGUGUGAACAUGACGGCUGUGACAAGUCAUUCUGCGACAAGUACCACCUAGCUCGGCACCAGCUGAGCCACAGUGGAGAGAGACCCUUUAGGUAGUAUUUGUUAUUUAGCCAGCUAGUGCAGACAUUCCAGACAAAUUGAAUACAGGAAGAGUUCUGGCUACAAUUGUGUUGUUCUGUUUGUUGACAGAUGUACAGUAGAUGGAUGCACAGAGGCCUUCACCGCAAAUUACAAUUUGAAGAAGCAUGUUAAUCGCAAACACAACCAUGAUGAGGAGAAACUGUAUGAAUAUGUGGUAAAUUAAUCUGAUUACUACAUUUUUAGUUGGUCUUAGUCAGUUUGCUGGUUGAACUCAGCCUCUGUAUUAUGAAAUGCAGUGCUUGGCUAACAGGUGUGUAAUUUGCAUUGCUGCAAUAAUUGUUUUACUCUUCCAUGUUUACAGUGUAGCUUUGAGGGAUGUGGGAAAGCGUUCAGGAAGAACAAUCAGCUCAAGUCACAUGAGUGCCAGCAGCACACCAAACUACCUCCCUUUCAGUGAGUAUAUUAAGCUGUUUGUUUUGCUAAUGGUAUAUUACUCCAUGUUGUUGGUUGAAAACCCAUGUCCUGGAGUGAAUGUAAAUUCAUUUUAAAUAUGACAGAUUUGAGCCGUGAACUGAAUAUCUAGGAUAUUGUAACCCAGGACAGUACAUGCCUGGCACUCCUAGCUUUGUAGUCUUGAGAAGAACACUUCUUAGUGAUCAGUGCAAGCUUUUUAUACUAAUAUCUGCCUUUGUCUUUCUCGCUCACUGGCUUUAUAGAUGUACCUUUGAGGGCUGUGAGAAACGAUUCACUUUCCCCAAUAAACUACGUCUUCACGAGAAGGUGCACAGAGGUAAGAUUUAUCUCCUGAUCCUGCAGCUGGCUUGUCUGGGAGUGACACAGACCUGUAGGAGACUAACUGCUAAAAUGUUGUUGUUUUUCUCUCUCUCAGGCUAUCCCUGUGAAGAAGAUGGCUGUUCUUUCAUUGGAAAGACAUGGACUGAGUAUACUAAGCAUAGGAGAGACCUACACAGAGGUAUGCUGUCUCACACCUUAUGAUUGACACAUUGCUUUCAGAAUAGUAUGUGUAUAAAAACAUUUUUUUUACCUGAACAAUUACAACAAAUGACAUCUCCUUAGAGGUCAAUGAAGGUCGCUGCAAGGUGAUUGUUUGUGCCUCCAGCACUUUUUCAGUGUAAUGAGUGUAGCAAGGUGUUUCGCGACACCUGGUUCCUGAAGCAGCACCAGCGUGUACACGCAGAGGAGCGCCAGGUGUUUAUCUGUCCCAGGGAGGGGUGCCAGAGGUCCUUCACCACGCCAUUCAACCUGCAAAGCCACAUCGGCUCUUUCCAUGAGGAGCUACGGCCUUACACCUGCCCCCAUGAAGGCUGUGGAAAGACAUUUGCCAUGAAGGUAUGGAUACCUGACCAGAGUCUUGUGUUGCUACAAGAUUCACCUCACUCUAAUUAGUUAAAAUCAGCUUCUGUAUCUGAUAAGGUAUAUUUGUAUGGGAGAGUUGUCCUCACAAAUUGUCAUUACAGUGAAAAUGUCAGUGAUAACAUGGAUAUGUUUAUUUUUUAUUUAUUUUUAUUUCACCUUUAUUUAACCAGGUAAGCCAGUUGAGAACAAGUUCUCAUUUACAACUGCGACCUGGCCAAGAUAAAGCAAAGCAGUGCGAUUAAAAACAACAACAGUUACAUAUGGGGUAAAACAAAACAUAAAGUCAAAAAUACAACAGAAAAUAUAUAUACAGUGUGUGCAAAUGUAGCAAGUUAUGGAGGUAAGGCAAUAAAUAGUGCAAAAUAAUUACAAUUAGUAUUAACACAGGAAUGAUAGAUGUGAAAGAGAUGAUUUGCAAAUAUUGAUAUUGGGGUGCAUAUGAGCAAAAUAAAUAACAAUAUGGGGAUGAGGUAGUUGGGUGGGCUAAUUUCAGAUGGGCUGUGUACAGGUGCAGUGAUCGGUAAGGUGCUCUGACAACUGAUGCUUAAAAUUAGUGAGGGAGAUGAGUCUCUAGUUUCAGAGAUUUUUGCAGUUCGUUCCAGUCAUUGGCAGCAGAGAACUGGAAAGAAUGGCGGCCAAAGGAGGUGUUGGCUUUGGGGAUGACCAGUGAGAUAUACCUGCUGGAGCGCAUACUACGGGUGGGUGUUGCUAUGGUGACCAAUGAGCUAAGAUAAGGCGGGGAUUUGCCUAGCAGUGAUUUAUAGAUGGCCUGGAGCCAGUGGGUUUGGCGACAAAUAUGUAGUGAGGACCAGCCAACAAGAGGGUACAGGUCACAAUGGUGGGUAGUAUAUGGGGCUUUGGAGACAAAACGGAUGGCACUGUGAUAGACUACAUCCAAUUUUCUGAGUAGAGUGUUGGAGGCUAUUUUGUAAAUGACAUCGCCAAAGUCAAGGAUCGGUAGGAUAGUCAGUUUUACGAGGGCAUGUUUGGCAGCAUGAGUGAAGGAGGCUUUGUUGCGAAAUAGGAAGCCGAUUCUAGAUUUAACUUUGGAUUGGAGAUGCUUAAUGUGAGUCUGGAAGGAGAGUUUACAGUCUAACCAGACACAUAGGUAUUUGUAGUUGUCCACAUACUCUAGGUCAGACCCGUCGAGAGUAGUGAUUCUAGUCGGGUGGGCCGGUGCCAGCAGGGUUCGAUUGAAGAGCAUGCAUUUAGUUUGACUAGUGUUUAAGAGCAGUUGGAGGCUACGGAAGGGGUGUUGUAUGGCAUUGAAGCUCGUUUGGAGGUUUGUUAACACAGUGUCCAAUGAAGGGCCAGAUGUAUACAAAAUGGUGUCGUCUGCGUAGAGGUGGAUCUGAGAGUCACCAGCAGCAAGAGCGACAUCAUUGAUCUACACGGAGAAAAGUCGGCCCAAGAAUUGAACCAUGUGGCACCCCCAUAGACUGCCAUAGGUCCAGACAACAGGCCCUCCGAUUUGACACAUUGAACUCUAUCUGAGAAGUAGUUGGUGAACCAGGUGAGGCAGUCAUUUGAGAAACCAAGGCUAUUUAGUCUGCCAAUAAGAAUGUGGUGGUUGACAGAGUCGAAAGCCUUGGCCAGGUCGAUGAAGACGGCUGCACAGUACUGUCUAUUAUCGAUUGCGGUUAUAAUAUCGUUUAAAACCUUGAGCGUGGCUGAGGUGCACCCAUGACCAGCUCGGAAACCGGAUUGCAUAGCGGAGAAGGUACGGGGUGAUCUGUUUGUUAACUUGGCUUUCAAAAACUUUAGAAAGGCAGGGCAGGAUGGAUAUAGGUCUGUAACAGUUUGGAUCUAGAGUGUCACCCCUUUGAAGAGGGGGAUGACCGCGGCAGCUUUCCAAUCUCUGGGGAUCUCAGACGUUACGAAAGAGAGGUUGAACAGGCUAGUAAUAGGGGUUGCGACAACUUCGGCGGCUAUUUUUAGAAAGAAAGGGUCCAGAUUGUCUAGCCCAGAUGAUUUGUAGGGGUCCAGAUUUUGCAGCUCUUUCAGAACAUCCGCUGUCUGAAUUUGUGUGAAGGAGAAGCAGGGGGGGGGCAUGGGCAAGUUGCAACGGAUGGUGCAGAGCUGGUGGCCGGGGUAGUGGUAGCCAGGUGGAAAGCAUGGCCAGCUGUAGCAAAAUGCUUGUUGAAAUUCUCGAUUAUUGUAGAUUUAUCGGUGGUGAUAGUGUUUCCUAGCCUCAGUGCAGUGGGCAGCUGGGAGGAGGUGCUCUUAUUCUCCAGGGACUUUAGUGUCCCAAAACUUUUUGGAGUUAGUGCUACAGGAUGCAAAUUUCUGUUUGAAAAAGCUAGCCUUUGCUUUCCUAAUUGCUUGUGUAUAUUGGUUCCUAACUUCCCUGAAAAGUUGCAUAUCGCGGGGGCUAUUCGAUGCUAAUGCAGUACGCCACAGGAUGUUUUGUGCUGGUCAAGUCUGAGGAGAACCAGGGGCUAUAUCUGUUCUUAGUUCUGAAUUUUUUGAAUGGGGCAUGCUUAUUUAAGAUUGAGAGGAAAGCACUUUUAAAGAACAACCAGGCAUCCUCUACUGACGUAAUGAGAUCGAUAACCAUCCAGGCACGAUACCUAGGCCAGGUCAAUUAGGAAGGCCUGCUCGCUAAAGUGUUUUAGGGAGCGUUUGACAGUGAUGAGGGGUUUGACCGCGGACCCGUUACGGACGCAGGCAAUGAGGCAGUGAUCGCUGAGAUCCUGGUUGAAGACAGCGGAGGUGUAUUUAGAGGGUAAGUUAGUCAGGAUGAUAUCUAUGAGGGUGCCCAUGUUUACGGAUUUAGGGUUGUACCUGGUAGGUUCCUUGAUAAUUUGUGUGAGAUUGAGGGCAUCUAGUUUGGAUUGUAGGAUGGCCGGGGUGUUAAGCAUAUCCCAGUUUAGGUCACCAAGCAGUACGAACUCUGAGGAUAGAUGGGGGGCAAUCAAUUCACAUAUGGUGUCCAGGGCACAGCUGGGGGCUGAGGGGGGUCUGUAGCAAGCGGCAACAGUGAGAGACUUAUUUCUGGAAAGGUGGAUUUUUAGAAGUAGGAGCUCAAACUGUUUGGGCACAGACCUGGAUAGUAUGAUAGAGCUCUGCAGGCUAUCUCUACAGUAGAUUGCAACUCCACCCCCUUUGGCAGUUCUAUCUAGACUGAAAAUGUUGUAGUUGGGGAUGGACAUUUCUGAAUUUUUGGUGGCCUUCCUAAGCCAGGAUUCAGACACUGCUAGAACAUCAGGGUUGGCGGAGUGUGCUAACGCAGUGAAUAACUCAAACUUAGGAAGGAGGCUUCUGAUGUUAACGUGCAGAAAACCAAGGCUUUUACGGUUACAGAAGUCAACAAAUGACAGCUCCUGGGGAGUAGGAGUGAUACUGGGGGCUGCAGGGCCUGGGUUAGCCUCUACAUCACCAGAGGAACAGGAGGACUAGAAUAAGGAUAUGGCUAAAGGCUUUAAGAACUGGUCUUCUAGUGUGUUGGGUACAGAGAAUAAAGGGGGCAGAUUUCUGGGCGUUGUAGAAUAGAUUCAGGGCAUUAUGUACAGACAAGGAUAUGGAAGGAUAUGAGUACAGUGGAGGUAAACCUAAGCGUUGGGUAACACUGAAAGAGAUAGCAUCACUGGAGGCACCGAUUGAGCCGGUCUUGGCGUGUAUGGGGGGUGGAACAAAGGAGCUGUUUGAGAGGGACUUGGGGUUCUACAGUGAAAUUGUAUAAUAAGAACUAACUGGAACAGCAAUAGGCAAGGCAUAUUGACAUGGGAGGGAGGCAUAAAGCAAUCACAGGUGUUAUUAGAGAGAGCUAAGACAAUAACUGGUAAUGGCGAUUAAAAUUUGGGCUGAGGCUAAACAGAUUAACAGGACAGGGUACCGUGUAAAGGAACAGUCCAGCAGGCAUCAGCUGUGCAGCUGAGUGAUCAUAAGGUCCAGUGAACAGCAAUAUGUGAGUCCGAGAGCAGUUCAAAUUGGUGCUACAGCACAUCGAGCAGGAAGCACGGCUGUUGUUUGCGUGUGCUAGCGGGCCGGGGCUAGCAGAUGGAUCUUCGUGAAGCCUGUUGAAACCACAGACGAUUACGUCGGCAGACCAGUCGUGAUGGAUCGGCGGAGCUCCGUGUCGACUCUAGGAGGUCCCGUCCGGUUGACAGAGAGGUAGAUAGCCGGGAGAUGUGCCUGACUCGAGGCUAGCUCAAGGCUGAUUAGCCAACAACAACAUCCAUUUGGUUGCAGCUAGCUAGUUGCGAUGAUCCGGUCUUAAAGGUCCAGUGAUUCAGUGAUUCCGGCAGAAAAUCCGAUAGGUUCUGGGUCGAUAACGCGCUGUGCAGACUGGCCUAUUAAUAGUCCAGGCUAGAGCUGGCUGGUAGGUAGUGCAGGCCACGGACAAUGGUGAAAAAACGCUAACGGUGGCUAAUAGCAAGUAGCUAGUUAGCUGACUACUCCCGUCCGGUAGACAAAGAGGGUAGAUAGCCGGGAUAUGUGGACCUAUGUUCCCUGUAAUAGAAAACUGUCUGUCUUUCGCAGCAAAGCUUACAACGCCACAGUGUUGCCCACGAUCCAGAACGGAAGAAACAGGUUAGAAUAUACAUAUGUAUGCUUGAAUACGUUCAUUUAUUUGAACACACACUUCUUGUAGCCAGUACUUAAACCGUACAUUUUGUGCUGUUCCUCGCAUCCUAUAAAUGUUUAAUGCAUAUUAUUGCUGUUUAUUGAUUUGUAACUGUUAGCGUUUCAGCCCUGUAUUAGCUAACCAUCCAUUUUUCAUAUCUGCAGAAGAAACCCCAUUCCAAGCGAUCCCUGGUUUCCAGACUGAGUGGUUACAAGCCCAAGAAUAACCAUUGUGCAAAGCCCCAUGUAGCUUUGCAAUCAGAAUCCAUUGUAAAGGGUCAGUCAGAGCAAACAAACACUGUUGGAUCAGAGCCUAUUGCCCUUCUUCAAGAGACCGUCUUUUGCAACUCGGGUUAAGAAAUCAAACAAUGACCACCUGACUGGAUUUAGCCAUAUGGCAGUAUUACUUUUACAGUGCCAAUUACUUUUACUAGCCUUCGCUAGUUUAGUUCACUGUGCGUAGAUUUUUCAUUUGUACUUGAUCUCAUGAGUUUACACGCACAACUGUUCAGUUUGAUUUGUAUUUAUUAAGUUAAGUGCUGUCAGGUCUGUGGGGAGAGCAGUGAGUGAUGUUGGGCUGUCCAGAGGAUGGUGCUGCGGCAGCUUUGUUCAUUUCUUUGACUUCCUUCGCCAAAGGUGGACGCAGGAUGCACAUGGCA
Molecule: messenger RNA, 7408 nt
Organism: Coregonus sp. 'balchen'
Lineage: Eukaryota; Metazoa; Chordata; Actinopteri; Salmoniformes; Salmonidae
Source: the annotation of a GenBank genome assembly